CCCGACCUCCGCGUUGUGGUGGUACCGCCCGCCGCCCCUCUCGGCCCGGUGGUAGCGCCCGGGGCGGGGCUACAGCGCGCGGGCCCCGCGGCCCGGAGAGCACCCUGUCACCAUGUUCGGCUCAUCCCGAGGAGGGGUCCGGGGGGGCCAGGACCAGUUCAGCUGGGAAGAUGUCAAGACAGACAAACAGCGCGAGAACUACCUGGGAAACUCUCUGAUGGCACCAGUGGGACGCUGGCAGAAGGGCAAGGACCUGACGUGGUAUGCCAAGGGCAAGCAGGAGCCCGCCCCGCUGUCCCGUGAGGAGGAGCUGGCGGCCGUGCGUCUGGCUGAGCAGGAGGCCAUGAUGGCAGCUCUGGGCUACAAGAACGUGAAGAGGCAGCCCACAGGCCUCAGCAAGGAGGACCUGGCUGAGGUGUGCAAGCGGGACAGCGCAGAGCGAGCCGAGGACGUGGAUCGGGUGGUGGGUUUGGGCAGCUCCAGUGGGAGCGCUGGGCGGGUGAUGCUCUCCAAGGAGGACAAGGAGGCAGCCAAGAUGGGGCUUUCUGUCUUCACGCACCAGAAGGUAUGCAGCAGUCCGGAGGCAUCUGGUUCCAAGAGGAAGCAGGACAAGGAGGAGAAGACAGAGGAGAAGCGGACAGAGAGCAGCAAGAAAUCCAAAAAGGAGAAGAAGAAAAAGAAAAAGAAGAAACACAAGAAGGAGAAGAAGAAAGACAAACACCACAAGCGGGACACCACCCCAUCAUCCUCCGCCUCCUCUCCAGACCAGGAUGAGAGACACCACCGGAGUAAAGCCCAGGACCGGCCUGCAUCCCACGGUGGCCGAUCCGAGGCAUCGCGGCACCGGCACCGCCGUGACACGGACUCCUCCCAUAGCAGCGGGGCUUCGGGCAGAAGCCCUUCCUCCCGCCGCCGGAGGGCACGGAGCCGCAGCAGGAACGGCCACCGGCACACAUCCCCACGGCACAAGGGCAGGAGGAGGAGCAGGAGCCGAUCUCGAUCCCACAGGGCCAGGCAGCGUCACGAUACGGAUUCGGAUGACUGAGGGGUUUUCCUGGAAGGGAUGUUCCAUAGGUUAUAUAUUUUUUAAGGUUAUUAUCUAAAUUAAAGUCAGAGCUUUACAACUGCUGGGGCUGGGUCUGGCUGUUGGGCACUGGCCUCUGUGCAGCCUGGUUAUUGCCUGCGGGUUACGAUAUGGACACUGUGUACCACAUCCCCUCUCUGAUCUGUAGCUGUCACCUUUACUUCCCCUAAGUUAAACCUGGGGCAGCACCAGGAGCUUGCCUUGCUCUUUCCUUUACCUGUGGUAUAUGGAAAAUCAGAAUAACACCAUUACAGAAUGGGAGCAAAAUACAGUAGGUGCCCAGGUGCUCACUCUACGGAUCUAUCCUCUCCAGACUGACCUCUGUGGGGUCCAGCAUACAGCUCUGAUCCCCAAAAGUCUUUAAUUUGAGGACACCUGGGUGUGAGCCACCAGCAAGGCAGGAGGAAGCAGAGAUGUCACAGCUGGGAGCUUUCACAGAGACAGCAGGGUGACAUGCGUCCCUUUUGGCUGAGAAAUGGCCUCUGGCUAAAAAGGAAAGUGCUGAAAUAAGUCCUUGGCAGAUGGAUGGGGUUGGGGCACCUCCUGCACGUGUAUGCAGAGUGCUGUUCCCAUCUAAAACCUCACUACAGAAAUACUGGUAUUUGUGUGCUCAGCACAUGGCGUGCAGGGUAUGGGUUUUAAAUCCAUAAUUAGCAAUAUUGGUCCACGUAGAAAGGGGACAUCACGAGCAGCUCCUGCUCUUAGAGCCAACAGCACGGAGCACAAGGGCUGUGUUUGUGUGAGUCGUGAUGCCAUGCUUCCCACUCAAGGCAGGGCUGGUCUGUGUGUCUUGGCAGGCAAACACCUCGUGCCGGGGACUGGUGUCAGUUUGCACUUGGGCGGUUUUCAGGGUCUUCUGUUACCCGAGGGGCUGUGCCACCGCACUGCCUGCAGCCCACGUGGAACAAGGGCUGCAUUCAUUGCAGCGGGGCGAGCUGGAAUAAAGCCCUUCUGUCCCGCUUCCCUCCCGGCUGUGGGCAUGUGCUUAACCCAGCUGGUGCGGGCAGCAGAUGUUGCAUGGAUUCUUUUUUUUCCCCUUGAGAUGUUUUUUUGGGUGGGGUUGAUGCUCUGUUAGCAGGACCAUGGCGUGAGUCCUCUUCAUCUGAGCGGCUGCAGCCUCAUGUCCACAUGCAAUCCAUUGGUGUCCAGGCCUUCUCCCUGAGCUCACUGCCUUCAGAGUCACCUACUGCUGUUUUUUGGGGUCUGGGCAGUGUCUGAUGCCCACUGGGAGCAUCCCAGCACAGGGCAGUGGUGGAAAAGUGGAGCACGGCUGUGCUGCCUGGGGAAGGCUAAUGCAGUUCCAGGCUGUAAAAGGAACUAAAAGCACAAAGUCUGCACCAAUCCCAGGGCCCAGCUUGGGACACCCUGAUGCCCUCAUUCAGCUUCAUCUCCUAGCAGGGCAGGAUCCUCCCAAGGGAAGCACGAGGAGCUGAGCACUUUGAAGGUGAGGGUCAGAGAACCCCCUGCAGUAGCUCACGCCAUCCCAGGCUGCAUCCCCUCCUGCAGUCCCUGCUUCUGCUCCCACCAGCCCAUCUCCAAGCACUGUCUGAAGAAGGCACCUAUGCCUAAUUCAUACCCAAUCCCAUAUCCUAAGGAGCAAAAGGCUUUGAGAAAAAGCAAAAAGGGGUGUGAAUGAUUCUUGCCCCAUCCCCACCUCAGGGCUGUGCAGCCAUUCAGCCGCCUCUGCUUUCCUGCCCAAGCUGCUACACAGGUUCCUGCGGACAGGGAAGGAUGGAUGGCUAAAAUCCCUGCGGGCUUGGCCGAGCCCAGGCCAGAACAAAGCUGAUGCUGCCUCGAGCAGACGGCUACUCCCACAGCUCACUGAUCCCAGAUAACAUCACUACGGUCCCCAUCUCUUCCUCCUUCCAGCAUGGGCUGUAUGGCUGGGGCUGGACAUCACGCAACCCUCACACCAACACACCUUGCACAGAAGUUAACCUAUGGACACCCACAUGGCCAGCAGGAUUUCUGCUGUCAGUGAUUACAGUGCUGGAGUACAGCAGAACACCUGCCUUUAUGGAGGGUGUGGGAGGAAAGAGGAGUUGGGGGCUCUGCUCAGUGACGCCAGCAGAAGAGCUGGCCCUUCAGGUUCAGCUCCCUCCCAGAACAGGAAUAAAUACAUGCCCUGCUCAGCUAGGCACGCACAGAGCCUGAUUCAGAGCUUGAAAGUCAAGGUGAGACAAACAGCCUGGAAAGAAUAACCUGACUUACAAGAAUUUUGCAAUCCCUUUUCACUGUUUGCUUAACACUGAUUACUACCAAGUCAAGCUCAGUGCAGGAGCAGGCCCAGGUAGCCCUUGCUGGGAACCUUGAAUAAACCCAAUUGCUGCCUGCUGCACCCUCAGCUGAAGGCAGCAGUCAGAAGCAUCUCACUCUGAGCCACUCUCUGUACAAGGGCAGCCAGUCCCAGAAUGAAGCAGUGCUGGAACUCUGGGCCUGUCUGCAAACACACACACAUCACAUCCUCCAGAUGAGGCAGCUGCUUGGACAGGAAACAAAACCCAGGGAGUGAGAGGAAGUGGAAUCUGUCCAACAGAUGAGCUCGAUGGAAGACCAUCUCAACUAACGCUGAGAAAAGCAGUGCCAGGUCAGCAGCCCACACAGCUCAGCACUCGCAGUUUCAGGAAGGCAGACUGCACCCCCAGCAGUGCAUCACUCACAAAGCCCAUCAUGAAAGAGGUGGAGAGAUGGGGCUAUAACAGGAAGCCUGAUGGAUGCCUUAAGGCAGAACAGGGACAGUACAAAGAUGAUACAGAACACUCGAUACCAGUGCAAGUUUCAUGAAACUUUUUAUUCAACAAGUAUUUCAUUAUGAUUUUGCCAAGAUGAUCAAAUGAACAGCAAGGCAUAAAAAACAUGAAAUAGUUAAGAGAUUUUAUUCUAAUAGCUUUAAUUACAGUGCUUGUUUGUCGAAAUGAAAACUGAAAACAAGUAUACAAAACAGUUGAUUACUAAUCGUGUAUUGAAAGCAAUAAAGGUUUCCACAACACUAAACAAACCAGUUCUGAUAGUUCCUCAAGUUAAAGUUGAACAGCUCCAGCUUCUUCAGUGUUUAUCAAAAUACAAAAGAAAAGUAAAGAGGUCUUUUUUCUGAUGGCAAAUCUGAACCUUGCAGUAUGAGGGAUGCCAAGGGUUUUCACACAUAUACAGAUAUGGGAUUGUUCCAAAAUGGGAUUGAAUACCUCUAGAGUGGAAUGACUCUCCUAACUCUCAUGCUUUUUUUAUUCCCCUAGACACUAUACAUCGAUGUUUGGUGUUUUUCAUGGCAAUUCUUACUUAAGUACAGUACUUUCUGACUAUAGAGCUUAGGACUAGUACAGGCUGUGCUUUCUGUGGAAAAGUUUGCCUUCUGGAGUGGUUUACACACAAAAGUACAAAACACUUUUGACAAAUACAACAGGCUAAAAAUGUGACUUCCAGAAACGAUUCAAGUUCAAUGGAUGCGAUCAAUCUGACCUGAACCAAAAGGCAGAGGUUUAGCACGAGUCUGCCAACUCAUCUAAAUCAGGUCUGACAAAUCUUGGAGCAAGUAUGAACAAAUAUGAGCUACAGAAAGAGCCAGAGAUCUGUAAGUUACGACCUGUGUUCUAACCCAAUGGAGCUAACCUGGUGUCAACCGCUGCUUCACUGUUCCCAAAGAAUCAGGAACCACCAAUCAGAGCUAGAACAGCAGAAGCUAUGGCAAAUCUUUGUGUCUUGAAGUGUUUUUACUUUUCCUCGACUAUUAAAAAAAA
Molecule: messenger RNA, 4818 nt
Organism: Phasianus colchicus (ring-necked pheasant)
Lineage: Eukaryota; Metazoa; Chordata; Aves; Galliformes; Phasianidae
Gene: C6H1orf35
Product: chromosome 6 C1orf35 homolog
Source: RefSeq, a predicted model, not a curated record